AUGCGUUUUCGCGAGUUGAUAGUCGUUUAUCUGUUUCAUUAUGUGCAUUGUUUUAGUAGAAAUGCAAGUUAUCUGAAGCCAAUAAAUUUCGAUCCAAUACCUGAUUAUGUCGAUUGGAGGGAAAGAAAUGGCGUGACUGCCGUAAAAGAUCAGAAGAGCUGUGGAGCAUGUUGGGCAUUCAGUGCCGUCGCGAAUAUCGAGAGUCACAUCAAAAUACACUUCGGAACGGAAAUCAUAUUGUCCGAGCAGUUUUUAAUUGACUGUGAUGUGGAGAGAACGGGAUGCAAAAGCACUACUGUCUUGAAAACAUUUGCUGAAAUCGUGUCAACGUUUGGUGGAGUUCUAAAAGAAAAAGAUUACUAUCCUUACUCGAACCGUGCUGAGGAAUGCAGAUGGAAUAGAGAAAACCCAAAACCAAUCCCAGUUAUAGGUUUCCAAAGAGUGUCGUCUGACGAAGCAGUCAUGGCGGAAUAUUUGAGCAAAUGUGGACCGCUUUCAGCUGCAAUUAAUUCAGCAUCAAUGUACAACUACAAACCUAAAGACGGAUUGAUACCUAUCGACGAGCCAACUGAAGAUGACUGCUCUUCAAAACCUGAUGCCCUCAACCAUGCUGUUUUGAUUGUUGGAUAUAGUGCGUCUGUGUAUAACGGCCGGACAACUCCGUACUGGAUAAUCAAGAACUCAUGGGGAAGUGAAUGGGGAGAUGGAGGGUAUUACUAUCUUGUGCGCGGGCGCAACGCGUGUGGUAUUUCUAACGACGUGUCAUUUAGCUUCGUUAACCAAAAAUCAUGUGUAAUUUGA
Messenger RNA from Pieris macdunnoughi, 801 nucleotides. The record is from the annotation of a GenBank genome assembly. Lineage: Eukaryota; Metazoa; Arthropoda; Insecta; Lepidoptera; Pieridae.